This is a messenger RNA of Scheffersomyces amazonensis, 2755 nucleotides long. RefSeq lists its product as uncharacterized. The record is from RefSeq and is a predicted model, not a curated record. NCBI's taxonomy places the organism in Eukaryota, Fungi, Ascomycota, Pichiomycetes, Serinales, Debaryomycetaceae. The transcript has a single exon. Bases 105 to 2684 code for a protein of 859 amino acids.
UGAGUCAAAUGUAAAUGCAUUUUUAAUUGUACUAUGUAGUUGUAGAGGGUUCUUUACAGUAGUUUAACUCUAACUAAUUGCCUAGUUGUACUGUACAAGGAAUCAUGUUACUGAGAUCAGUAUUGAAACGCUUAUUAUCACAAUCAUGGAAAUUCCUGGGGGCUGUAACCAUUAAGUGUGUAUCGUCACAUGCCCCAUUACUUUUGGCUUGUCGAGAAGAUGUCACUGGUGCAUUGAUUCUGAUGAAAUACACCAAUUUCAGAACCUUUUCUACCUCGUCUCAUGCCACUAGUAGGGACCAACAUGCUUAUAAAACUGCUGCUGAAACUGCUACUACCACUGCUACUCCCAAAUCACUACCAUACUACAAAAUAGAAAAUUUUGACGAUCUCAGCUCAUCAGUUGAACCACAAGAAUUGAUUUAUAUUGAAGAAACAGAAUGCACUUACAUGUUGAUGGAGGAGCAUGAAGAUGAUAGAUUCAAAUUUGUACAUGAGUCCUAUAACGGCAUCCAAGUCCUCCUCAAGUUCAUCCAAAAAUCUUAUCAUCAUAAUAUUAGAAACUUCGAUCAAUUGACUAAGGUCGAAUUGGUCAAUUGCUUAUACAUUUUUAAAAAUGAGUAUUUGAAUAAUAAAAUCUGCUCCAUACCUUCAGAAAAGUUCAAUUGGUAUAACGAUAUGGUCUUUAAAUUCUUAUUAAUUCUUCAAGAGGAUACAGAAUUUCCCUCUAAUCUACCACUCAAAGUUAUUCCUAAAGUUGAAGAAUUUCGUACCAUUGAACCAAUGAUAAUCAAAGGAUUCGGAAGAUUUAUUCACGAUUUGAAAUUGUUAGACAGUGAACUUGAUUUCCAGAAGUUAAAGACAUUUAAGGACUUGUCGAAUAAAUUAGAUAGUACUUUAAAACAGGCUAAACAAUUUCCUCAGCAUCACAAUGAUCCUGACUCCAAGUACAUCCGGAACUCCAUACAAAUUAAAAGGUAUAGAAAAUUACAAGAACUCUUGGAUAAGCUCCCCGAAGAACCUAUUAAAGAUUUGCAAAUCCUAGUCAAUUGUCAAUUUAAUUACCUAUUUGGAGAUUUGGGUGAGAUAAAUAGUACAUAUUUUGGUGAAGAGUUUGAUCUUCCUUAUUUGGAUGCAAUUUGGAAGUUUUUGAAUCUGAGAUUUAAAUUUGCCAAUUACAAUUCAUUUUUUGAGGCAGCACCUGAGUUAUUCAGAAUUGUCAAAAAUAACCAACUUAAUGGUGAAUUUAGAUCAGCUGCUCAGGAUUAUUUGGAGUAUUAUAUUAGUGCUAUUGCUAAUGGAUACGUUGGAUUCGAUGAGGUUGAUCAGUACUUCAAUGAGAAAUCAACGGAUAUUGUUACUGUGAAAGGAAAGUAUUUUGACAACUGGGUUGAUAAUUAUGCCUUUGAAAUAAUGUUGCAAGAUAAAUUCUCUAUAAAUUGGUUUAAGGAAGCAGCCAACAGUCAGUUUAUAUUUAAAAAUACCAAUCAUAUCGAUGUCGGAUCGGGUGACUUCUGGAAUCUAGAGUAUUGGGAAAUGGUCCAAGAAAUGGAAUCAUAUUUAGCCCUGCCAGUUAAGUGGAUUCACGAAGACUUUAAGAAUACAGUUGCGCAACUUCCAUUUAUUAAUAUGGUGUCCUUCAUCCAUAAAGUUAUUCAGAAUAAGCCUGCUUACAAUAAGUUAUUAGCUGCUAACAUAUCCAAUAAAUAUGAUGAAGUCCAUAAUGUCCCUGAUGGAAUUGAGCUUGAAGUUCUCAAAACCACCUUCUUUGAUUUUAAAAGAAUGUAUUUUAAGAAAAGGUUUAAGAAAUUCACUGUAAAACAAAUCUUAGCAGCUGCUGAUGAAUUCAGUCAAAUGAAUUCAGAAACAUAUUCAGAAUUCAAUGCUGAUAGAUUUGAACGUAUGAGAUUAUAUGUUUAUAGUUUUCUUGUCAAUAAUAAAGGAACCGUUAAAGAUUUAGACUUAGUGGUUGAAGAUCUUAUCAAGUAUCUGAAAACAGUGGUGGAAAAGGCAGAACUUGAAGAAGCUCGGAUUUUAGGUCUUCUGAAACCCAUUGGAUUACUGGAGUAUUAUAAUGAUUUAAGUGAAAUAUUCAAUGAUAAGGAAAAGUUGAGUAAAUUAUCUAAUGAAGAAAUCCUCCAAAGGGUAAGAAAUCGAAUUAAACAACCAAAAGAUGAUGAAAAGGAUUAUUAUGAUGAAGUAUUUGCGUAUCCUGAAAACUCAUACCGAAUCAAAUCACUUGCUAAAUUACUUGAGAAAUUGCUUAGUAUUAAUAUUAAUAUCAAUGCCAGUAGUACAAUGAAAGAAUUUCUUAAAGAUUGGAAACUGUUCCAUUUGUAUUAUGAUGAGAAGAAGUGUCUAAGAUGUGUCACACCAUACGUCCAAAUUCCUCCACAAUUGAAUCUCCAUGACCAUUAUAAGGAAUUAGAUGCUUUGAGACCAUUUCUUAGACAUAAGCAAUAUAAAUAUUCUGAUUCAGAAGAGAUUCUUGGCUUUUUAGACUAUAAAAUUGAUCAAACUUUGUAUGAUAAAGUCCAGAUAAGUUCUCCUGUCAAUAAGGAAAAUAUUGGUAACUAUUUCGCUUUACACAAGAAAUUAGAACACCUAUUUGAUAUUAAUGGAGGUGAUACUUUUGUCUUGGAUGCUUUAAUUCAUAGUCAACUAUCAAUACAAUUAAAAAAUUAGAUUACUAUCCAAAUUUCUUGUCGAAAAGAUUUAUAAGGGCAUUUAUUGAAAAUAUGGAAGUAUGAACAAAG